Messenger RNA from Daphnia pulicaria, 3031 nucleotides. RefSeq names its product homeotic protein female sterile-like. Lineage: Eukaryota; Metazoa; Arthropoda; Branchiopoda; Diplostraca; Daphniidae. The transcript is spliced from 5 exons. The record is from RefSeq and is a predicted model, not a curated record. Gene Ontology annotation, molecular function: DNA-binding transcription factor activity, RNA polymerase II-specific; RNA polymerase II transcription regulatory region sequence-specific DNA binding. Gene Ontology annotation, biological process: regulation of transcription by RNA polymerase II; neuron differentiation. The coding region runs from base 681 to 2654 and encodes 657 amino acids. Gene Ontology annotation, cellular component: nucleus.
AAAGUAAAAGGGAAAAAGGACAAGUGGUGAGCAACAUCUUUGCUUUUUCGUGGGCUGGGCGUGUUGUGUGUGUGCGGUGGUGCUGGUGCUGUUGUCGAGACGCGAUCCGGUAAACAACAAUCGGGUCGGAGAGCAGGCGGAGAAGAAGGCGCGUUCCUGGACGACCCUCACAACGUUCUUCCUCCCCUCCUUCUCUCUCUCUCUUAUGCAGCAGAGUCGGGCGUCGUAGGCGGAGUUUCGGUCAACCGACAGGAGCAGUGCAGUGGCACAACACGCAGUGAGCGGAGGGCAAAAAGGAAAAAAAAGGUGAAGGAGCAGAGAGAUCCGAAGCGGGAUCUUCAUUCUUCGACAGCAGUCGGCUGAUGUGGUAUAGGCUUAAUAGACGCGUCGCCAGCAGCAGCAUCUUCGUUGGCUUCGGCUGGGCGUCGUGACUCACGCCAGCACACGCAAACGGGCCCCUUGUGUCUUCAGAUCCUAUCUCGUUUAGAGAGAGACGGGCAGGAAGAAGAAGAAGAAAAGUGAGUGCGCCAGAUCGUCGUUGGGUGUGAAUAGAAACACUCGAGAUAGGAAUCGCGGGAUUCAAGGUGAGAGGCGCCGGGAGUCGUCCGUUUGAUUAUUGGGCGGUGAAAAAAGUGAGUGAGGGGGGAAAUCGAGCGUGAUUUAUCGGCGGGCCGGCCACCAUGCCGGUGAUGUCAACUGAGACGGCCGGCGACGAUCAACAGGCCACGGCAGUGACAAUCAAACACGAAUCCUCUUCGGGCAGCAGCAUGCAUCAGUUGCUCUCCAAUUCAGUGGCGGCCGCCACGGCCUCGUCCGGCGGCGGCGGAAUGGGCGGCGGAACCAUGGGCGGCAUCGUCGGCAGCGAGCAUCACUCGCCGUCGCCGACGACUCUGUGCGGCGGCUGCGGAUUCAAAAUCACCGACCGCUACUAUUUGGUGGCCGUCGAACGGGCCUGGCACAGCGAGUGCCUCAGGUGCGGAGAGUGCCGACGGCCGCUGGACACGGCCCUGUCCUGCUUCUCCCGCCAGUCACGAAUCUACUGCCGUGACGAUUACUACAGAUUGUUUGGCGUGAGACGUUGCAAUCGCUGCUGUCUGCCGCUAGGAUCCAACGAACUGGUCAUGAGAGCCCGCGACGCCGUCUUCCACCUGGCCUGCUUCACUUGCGCUGCCUGCAACCAGCCGCUGGCCAAAGGUGACAUUUUCGGGAUGCGGGACGGAAUCGUCUACUGUCGACUUCACUACGAGAUGCUCCAGAAUCCGGCGACGCUGACGUCAUCUCACCAAUCGCAUCAGCACGGCCUCCUCAUGUCUCACCCGAUGCAAGGCAACAACAACGGACUGAUGGGCACUCCCGACGGCCCGUGCGAUCUCUCGUCUUGCGGUCCACACCACGGGCUUUUGCCGCCGUCCGGCUUCCAUCACCCGCAUUUGAUGCCGCCGGAAUCGGUCAGCCCCAGCCAGCACAUGAUCAACAUCCUCUCCUCAUCGGGCGUUGAUCCGGUCAACGAUUCGUCCUAUCCGUCCGGAUUGCGUCCCAGCAUCUUUGGCGGAAGCGUGGCCGCUGGCGGACAGGACUACCUCCACAAUCCGUCGGCCAACGAUUUCCAGCGCUGUCUGGGUGGAAGCGGAUCGGCCGUUUCGAGUUUCUUCCCGUCGCUGUCGUCGAGCGGAGGACUGGGCAACGGCGGCUUGGGUGGCAAUUCACCCGGCUCCGGCUCGUUGGGCCAUCAUCACAGUGUUCAGAAAGGACGGCCCCGGAAGCGAAAGAUUCCUCCGGCGGCGGCAGCAGUUGCGGCAGCGGCGGCUCUCGUCCAUUCCAGCAACAACAAUAACAACAACAACAACAACAACAACGGCGGUGGUGGUGGUGGCGGCGGCGGGUCGACGGGCAAUCAUUCAGAUUCGACCAUCCUGGGCCAGCAACAACACCUGAACGCGGCCAACCUCAGGCAACUCACUGCCGGAAUCGAUAUGCUGGGCUCCAGUGCGGAUUUGUCGUCGAUGGAGGGGAUGGUGUACGACAGUUCGGGGACGAACGGAAGCGCCAGCGGAGGAGGCGGUGGGGGCGGAUCUUCGUCUCAACAACAGCAGCAGCAACAGAGGACAAAGCGGAUGCGGACGUCCUUCAAACACCACCAACUACGAACCAUGAAGUCCUACUUCGCCAUCAAUCAGAAUCCGGAUGCCAAAGAUCUCAAGCAGCUGGCCCAGAAGACUGGACUCUCGAAACGCGUACUCCAGGUUUGGUUCCAGAACGCCCGAGCGAAAUGGCGCCGCAACAUAAUGCGACAGCAAGAUGGCGGCGGCAGUGGCGGAGGAGGCGGAGUGGGCGGAGGCGGAGGAGGGGCUGGCGGAACGUCUUCGAUCAAAGAUGGCGACCUCCUGACAGCGUCGGCGUCGUCGUCUUCGUCGCAGCUCGAACAACAACAACAGCAGCAGCAGCAGCAGCAGCAGCAGCACCCUCAUCAUCAUCAUCAGCACCAGCACCAGCAGCACCAGCAGCAGCACCAGCAGCCUCAACAGUCGCAUCACCGCGUUUCGGCCUCUCUCGGUGAGUUGACUCCGCCGGGAAGCGCCGGCGGAAUGACCCACUCGUCGGCCGUCUCCAACGAAGAUGCCAGCUCCAAUUUAGUCUUCAGUGAUCUGUACUAGAAAUAGCCACACACAACACAAACACUAUACACACACUAUCUACCUAUUAGUAGAGUAGACUUUCUGCUCCCCCCCCUCUCUCAACCUAUACACGACGAUACCCGACGAUACCUAUAGACAGUUACUAUAUAGCGUACAACAAAAGUAUACGUUUAACUAUUACAUACAGAGACCGCGAUUUUUUAAACAAAAGUCGACUAGUGUCCCACAUGUGUCUGUGUAUAGACACUCUCUCAAUUUGUUUGGUGCUGUUGCUGUUAGGUUUGAUUGUCAUUCGUCAUUUUUAUUUGAUUUUAUUUUUCAUCUUUUUGGACAUGUUCUUGUUUCAGUUUUUUGUUCAGCGUUAAAUAUAGGACCUGUGUUAUAACAUCGUCAAC